Molecule: messenger RNA, 882 nt
Organism: Symbiodinium sp. CCMP2592
Lineage: Eukaryota; Dinophyceae; Suessiales; Symbiodiniaceae
Source: the annotation of a GenBank genome assembly
AUGAACCUAGCAAAUCUGGGAAUGGACGAGGACACACCGGUGCUGCUCAUCCUUACUGUGGAAGGCGUGCUGGUCUUCGACAACAAGGACAUCCACCUGCAAGCGACAUAUAUCUGGGUGAAGGGUGGUACCUUUGAGAUUGGAACCGAAGAACGUCCCUUCCGGCACCGGGCUCUCAUCACCCUGCACGGUCAGAAGUACAGCACCAUCCGACUGCCGGUCAUCGGCGGGAAGGUGCUGGCAGUUUCCAACACGCAGUUCACCAUCCGAGAGCAAGGUGACAAUGCCAUCGAGGAAGGUAACAUCGGCACGCUGGACAUCCACGGCAUGCCAAGGCUCAAGGUCUGGACCAGGUUGGCCCAGACGGCCAACGCAGGUGACCGGGUGAUUGUCCUGCAGGACAUCGUCGAUUGGAAGCCGGGUGAGGAGCUCAUGGUAGCCGCCACCGACAUUCCUCACAAGCACUUCGAUGGCAACGGCUUGCACGGCGCGCCGCCCAUGGACUUCCACAACGAGCGGGUGUAUGUUGAGAGCGUGGCUUCUGACAUGAAGACCAUCACACUCACGGCGCCCCUGGAGUUUACCCACAUCUCCACCUUCUUUACCCGGCCGCUUGAUGACGAGUACAUCGACCUGUCUGCUGAGGCGGAGGAUGCGCUGGUGGCAUCCGGGGUGUCAGACCGGCUCAUGGUGACGGGCAACCGAAACCUAGUCAUUUGCUUUCCACGAGAUCCCCGGCUAGUCCUGGGUGAGAGCUCAGCUGAGUUUCAGAAUUUGGAGGCCAACGAGAUCAAAACAGGUGAUGGAGAUUUGCCAUGCUGGUGCAGGCACCAUGAUUUUGCAAGGCUGGCCUGCUGUGGGGCGGUGAAGAUGCCAUGGUAG